ACACCCUACAGGCCAUUCAUUUAAUAAGCAGUGGGAACCAAACCCAACCAGAAAUUCUUCCCUGAUAGGAUCCCUAGAAUAGUUCUUAAAUAGCUCCUCAGGAGUCCUGACCUCUGCCCCCAGGUUCUACCUUUGAGUAUCUUCCGAGAUCUGGAGAGGCUAGAAAUGGGUUUCAUUUCUGAAGGAGCAAGUCAGGUGGGCUGCGUAGACGAGGUCCACACUCGCUGUUUACAGCCUCUCUCCCGGACACCCGCGACCUGGGCGUCACCAAAGCAGGCUGUUUGCUUCACACAUUCUGAACGUUCCUCUAGACGUAAAAUGCCCUCCAACGUUUCCGCUCUGCUUCUGCUGAACUGUCCUCCCAGAUUUCCUUCUCCGUCGGCAGCCAGCUCCUCCCCCGUGCACCACCCCGACCUGGCCUGGCCGCAGUCCACGGCCUUCCUUUACCCUCUUUCCUUCUCGCCGCGUUUCUUUCCUUUUUCUCCCCUCUCUCCGCUGUCUUCAUCUUCUCCGGCCUUCCUCCUCCUUGGUCCUGGCCUCCUACGAAGCCACACCCGUACGGACAAGCGCCGGAGAGUUUGAUAAUUUACUUCAGGUCAACAAAAGGGAAAGAAAAAAAAAAAAAAAAAAGUGAGCUCCAGCGACGCCGGAGCAGAAGCUCAACCCGUGCAGCUGAGAAGGUCCCGCCCGCCUGCCUGGGCCCCACCUGCCAAGACGCCCGGCGCCCGGCCGGGACCCACCGCGGCCCGCGGGACACGCGCGGAGGGCUGAGCCCCGGCGGCCGCAGGUUCAUGAGUGGCGUUUUGGACAGGAUGCUUGGUGCCGGGAACCCAGAGCCAGUUUGUUGAAUUACUGUCCCAGCCCCUCGAGUCUCGGGGAAGGUCUGCGGGUGCCUCCCAGGGCCAGCCCAGGUGAAGGCAGCCCUGGAAGCCAUUUUCAAGAACUUUUGCCACAGGUGUAAAAGACUCCAGCCUUGCAAAGAUGCUGAAACAGAUACUGUCGGAGAUGUACAUAGAUCCUGAUCUGCUGGCAGAGCUCAGCGAAGAACAGAAACAGAUCCUGUUCUUCAAGAUGAGGGAGGAGCAGGUCCGCCGAUGGAAAGAAAGAGAAGCAGCAAUGGAAAAACAGGAGUCCUUGCCAGUGAAACCCAGACCAAAGAAAGACAACGGCAAAUCGGUUCAUUGGAAGCUGGGAGCCGACGAGGAAGUCUGGGUGUGGGUGAUGGGUGAGCACCACCUCGAUAAACCCUACAACGCGCUCUGUGAUGAGAUCCUCGCCCAAGGGGCACGGCUGAAGCCGGAGCAGGAGGUGCGGGAGCUCAGAAAAACUCAGUCCAGAGAAUUCACCAGCAGCUUGAAACCAAAGUCACACUCCUCCGAUGUGCGGGCACCAGGUGACCGGGAGCCUCGGAGCGUAUGUGAGAAGGCGGCAGAAGAGGGGGGACACGGGCGCGGCCGUGGGCCAGCUUCACCCCUCGAAGAGGAGAAAACACCCUUGCCCUCCAGUUCCUCAAGAAAUGUUCACCAGAUGUUGGCAGAUUCUAUCAGUCGUAUGAAGGAAUAUGGAUUUCACCAGAAGAAAGAAUCUGUGAAGAAAACACAAGAUGAAGAAGUAAAACAAAUCGAUGAAGAGAGAACCAAGCAGAUUUAUAAGAGCUGGAAAGAAGAUUCGGAGUGGCAGGCCUCUUUGCGAAGAUCCAAGGCAGCUGAUGAGAGGAGGCGCUCCCUGGCCAAACAAGCGCGGGAGGACUACAAGAGGCUGUCCCAGAGGGGGAGAGGCGGCGAGGGGCCACAGAGCCCCCCUGGUGGGCCCCAGAAACCCCGGAGGCCCCCCCUUCCACCCAAGCCUCAGUUCCUGAGCCCUGCGGGACACCCCUGCAGACCUCUCAGAAACCAGGCAGCGGCGAGGCCGGCGUCCCGCUCGGCCCAGGGGGACAUCGUGCGCUGGUUCCGGGAGGAGCAGCUCCCGCUGCGGGCCGGCUACCUGGGCACCUCGGACAGCGUCGCCCCGUGGUUCCACGGAAUUCUCACACUACAGAGAGCGAAUGAGCUUCUGAGCACGUGCGUGCCAGGCAGCUUUCUGAUCCGGGUCAGCGAGAGGAUCAAGGGCUACGUCCUGUCCUACCUUUCCAAGGACGGCUGCAAACACUUCCUCAUAGACGCCUCCACGGACUCGUACAGCUUCCUGGGUGCGGACCAGCUGCAGCAUGCCAGCCUGGCUGAGCUGGUGGAGUACCACAAGGAGGAGCCCAUCACCUCCCUGGGGAAGGAGCUCCUUCUGUACCCCUGCGGUCAGCAGGAACAGCCGCCCGACUACCAGGAGCUGUUUGAGUGA
Balaenoptera acutorostrata (minke whale) is the source of this 2334-nucleotide messenger RNA. RefSeq names its product SH2 domain containing 4A (gene SH2D4A). The record is from RefSeq and is a predicted model, not a curated record. NCBI's taxonomy places the organism in Eukaryota, Metazoa, Chordata, Mammalia, Artiodactyla, Balaenopteridae. Gene Ontology annotation, cellular component: cytoplasm. Gene Ontology annotation, molecular function: phosphatase binding. The transcript is spliced from 10 exons. The coding region runs from base 982 to 2334 and encodes 450 amino acids.